Molecule: messenger RNA, 6118 nt
Organism: Menidia menidia (Atlantic silverside)
Lineage: Eukaryota; Metazoa; Chordata; Actinopteri; Atheriniformes; Atherinopsidae
Source: the annotation of a GenBank genome assembly
AUGAGUGUGACCUCCUGGUUCCUGGUGAGCAGCGGGGGAACGCGCCACCGACUCCCCCGGGAAAUGAUCUUUGUGGGUCGGGACGACUGUGAGCUCAUGCUGCAGUCCCGCAGUGUGGACAAGCAGCACGCAGUCAUCAACUAUGAGGCUGGAAAUGAUGAGCACAAGGUCAAGGACCUGGGCAGUUUGAAUGGGACCUUUGUGAAUGAUGUCCGCAUUCAGGAACAGAUGUACAUCACUCUGAAGUUGGAAGACAAGCUGAGGUUUGGAUAUGAUAUCCUUUCAGUUAGAACAGCAGGUUGUAGUUGUGAUGUUAUGUUCCUUAGCCUCUUUGUCUCACAUACAAAUCUCUUCACGGUGGUGCGAGGUGAGCUCACUGUACCUGAAGAGGCUCUCAAGCAUGAAAAGUUCACCAGCGGCCUCCAGCUCAGCAAGAAGCCAAACAGCUGUGAAACCACAACCAACACCACCACCAGUAAAUCUCCAACUAAGACCCCAACAAAGACGCCAAAGCCUCCCAGUGCGAGCAACACAAAGUCUGUGGAGAGACGAGUAACAGAUGGGGUCUCUUCCUCUAAAGAGCCAUCCUCCAAACCUGUGGACCCUCACAAAGCAGAUGACAGAGUAGGAGGCGAUGCCACAGCGGUGCCUCGUGGGACCCCCCUGUAUGGCCAGCCGUCUUGGUGGGGCGAUGGAGAUGCAGAUGAUGAGAAUUCCUUCAAACAGGAAACCAAGUCACCCUCUUCAAAGAAAAACGACAGCUCCAUCUCAGAGAGCAAAGAGGCCCGUUGUGGUGAUAAAACUAAAGACGACAGCCUUCAUGCAUCAUCUGCCAACGAUUCCAGCUACUUUGAGCUCCCGACCAAGGAAGGGCACAUGGCCAAUAAUGGCAUCCAUGAGAUCCCUACUAAGGAUACAGAGGGUGCUCCAGGUCAGAACCAAAUCACGACAGCCCAAGGUCACGCCUCCUUCACCAUAGAGUUUGACAACACUUCUCCUGGGAAAGUCACCAUUAAGGACCAUGUGUCAAAGUUCACACCAGAGCAACACAGAUCUCGCUCCAAGAAGAGUGGAGGAGGAAGCGGAGGCACGGGAGGCAGGGAUCUGAGUACUCUGCAAGCUGCCAUGAUGGCGUCAGAGAGCAAGGUGGCUGAUUGGCUGGCUCAUAAUGACCCGACUCUGGUGCGCAGUGAGUCGACGGAGGACGACAGCAAGAGCAUUAAAAGCGACGUGCCAGUUCAUCUGAAAAGACUUAAAGUAGGCAGCAAACAUGAGGAUGGCACCCAGAGUGACUCAGAGAACGGACUGGGCCUCCGUUUUGCAAACCGCCGCCAUGCCCUCGAAGAGCGCCUGAAAACACACGCCCAAGCGGGAGGAAACACUAAUGUUGGUGGGACCAAAGCAACUGGAACCCGCACGGCCUUCAUGAUAGAGUUCUAUGAUGAAGAAAAUCCUCGCAAGCGUCGGUCUUAUUCGUUUUCUCAGACUGCUCCACUCCUAGGAGCUGGAGCAGGUGGAGAAGGACUGUGUCCUCAGCCGCCAUCACACCCCAAAGUGUUUAGUAUUUCCACCUCUGCCACGACGGCCUCAGACUCAGGUAAGGCCCCAGCUCCAAUCCCAGCUACAGUGACCGCUGGUGCCCCGACUGCUGCACGUGUGCUGCUCAAGCAAAGGUCGGAGGAUCCCAGUAUAGGUCGGAGCUCAGCCAGCACGGGGCUGGCGACAGGCAGCCCCACCAGCCCCAGUGAGGACACCUCAGUGGUGGGCAGAGGAGCAGGGACUGCUGAGGGCGAGGCAGAGGACGACCAUAGCGAUAAGGGGACUUACACUAUCGAACUGGAGAACAAAAACCCAGAGGAAGAGGAGGCCAGGCGCAUGAUAGACAAGGUGUUUGGUGUGCAGGAGAACACAGAAGCCUCUAUUCUGUCAGACCUGAACGAAGGAGGGAAAGGAAAGGAGACAGGAGAAAUUGGGAAAGAGGCUCUUCCCGGGGACUCGAGCUGGGUUUCUCAGUGGGCCAGUUUAGCUGCCAAUCACACCAGGACAGACCCAGAGGGAUCUGGGGCAGAGGCAGGCACCUACCAACACAAAGAGAGAGGAGCAGAUGCCUUUGAGUCUGGUGCACCACUCUGCAAAGGUGAAUCCUCUUCCAGUCUGACAGACCGCAAACGCAGGACCCUCCCCCAGCUCCCCGUGGAUGACCCCCGGACUAAAUCAGGUCAGAAAGCACUGAGGUCUGAGAUCGGAGAGAAACAGGACACUGAGCCCCAGGAAAAAGAGAACAAGGCAGACGGAGAGUCCCCGUCUCCUAUGGAGGACAGUGAGAUGACCAGUAAAAGGAAACAAAGCUCCACCUCCUCUCCAUCCAAGGCUCCUGUCCGGACCUCUGGCAGCAGUGAACGGAGGAAGAGGUCAGAGGAAAGGAAAGGAGGAGGGGAAGAAGGAGGAGAGAAGUCUGGGAAACCUCUAGUCCGCCAGGGCAGCUUCACCAUUGAGAAGCCCAGCUCUAAUGUCCCUUCAGAGCUCAUCCCCCGCAUCAACAGAGGCAGCAGUGCACUGGAACGCAGCGACUCUGUGGGCAGCAUGGACACCGCUACCCUGCUGAAGGACACCGAAGCCGUCAUGGCGUUCCUGGAGGCUAAACUGCGAGAUGAGAAUAAACUGGAUCCGAAAGGCAGCAAAAGCGGCAUCGGCACUCAGGGUUCGGGUUCUGGCCUCCCCCAUCGGACCGACUCCAUCUCUCCUGAAUCGGACGUGGACACAGCCAGCACCGCCAGUCACGUCGCAGGAGAAGCAGAGAGGAAGACAGCAGCUGGAGGCGCUCAGAAGCGGCGCUCCCUCAGCAGCAUGCACCGGGAGAAGAGCAACAUGAGCACAGCCUCCAAGACCAGCACCACAAACGCCAGCGCUCGCGAACGCUUGGAGAGGAAGACUAAGAGCAGAACAGUCGAGCCAGCGACCCGAACUGACGCACGGCGCUCCGCUCAGCCAUCCUCCUCCUCCCGAGCACGCCAGCCCUCUGUGGAUCUCACUGACGACGACCAGACAUCUUCCUUUCCCAUCUCUGACAUCCUGUCUUCAGACCAGGAAACCUACUCUGGAUCUUUGGGGUACUCGGCGCAUAGACGUGGCUCGGAGGACGUCCUCCAUUCCAAGCUGGAUGGCAGGUCGGCCAAAUCCACCGUCAGCGGCUCCUCCAAAAGCAGCCGGACUCUCCAGGCGGCCACGGCCUCCUCCCUCAACAAGCAGGCCUCGCUGCCCCAGCCGCGGCCCACAAGAGCCUCCCUUCUCCGCCGCGCCCGUCUGGGAGACACUUCGGAUACAGACCUAGCCGACGCAGACAGGGUUUCUGUGGCCUCUGAAGUGUCCACCACCAGCUCCACCUCUAAACCACCGUCUGGCCGGAAAGGAAUGUCCCGGCUCGACUUGCUGGCACAGCCGCGGAGAAACCGCCUGGGCUCCAUCUCCGCCCGGAGCGACUCCGAGUGCACGGUGACGCGGAGCUCCACCUCUUCCACCCGCCUGUCGGCCGAGACCGCUCUGCGCCUCGGCCUGCGUUCAACCACACCCACGGAGAACAGGUUGACCCCCCGGAUGAGAGCCAGCAGCGUGUCGAAACUGAACGAGAGCAAGACAAAGAGCACGUCUGGAUACUGCUCCCCUACAGAGAGCUCUCAGCCCGAACCUGCAGGUGGUGAUGCAGAGGAAGAGCUGAUGGUGUCCAGCAGCAGCAGAUGGAGGCGUCUGCCACCGGAGUACGGCUCCACCUCAGAGGAAGAGUUCGGCUCCAGCAGGAACUCUCCAAAACAUGGAGCUCGCUCUCACGUGCGGCCUCAUCACCUGGUCCCACACCGCAGCUCAAGGCUCAGCGCCGCCACAGGCUCCGGCUCCGGCGGGGUGCCGGGUCCAGGCGGAAUACCCAUCAAGCACCGCAUGAAAGAGCAGGAGGAGUACAUCAGGGACUGGACGGCGCACAGCGAGGAAAUAGCCAGGUUAUUCCCCUGUGUGCGCAGGAUCAGCCAGGACCUGGCUAAGGACCUGGCCAUUCUAGCCCGCGAAAUUCACGACGUGGCCGGUGAGAUCGACUCAGUCAGCUCAUCUGGCACGGCGCCCAGCACCACCGUCAGCACAGCCGCCACCACCCCGGGAUCGGCCAUUGACACCCGGGAAGAGGUAGGCCCUGCACGUCCCACGCAGCCGGAUAUUCAGGAGAGUAUGAAAAAGUUGGUGGAUCGAGUGUUCGACGAGAGCCUCAACUUUAGAAAAAUACCACCAGUCAUCUCCACCAAUAAGGCGCCAGAGAUUAAUGGUAAACCGGUGGAGCACCGACCCCGAGCUCCCGACAGUCUGGAGCCCAGAGCCUUGAGGAGACGCACCUGGAACAGAGAGGAUGCGGUGUUGGACAGCCUCCUGCUCCACUCAGUUUCCCAGCUGUCAUCCAAGAUCAGACACUCUGUAGACAAAACAGCAGGAAAGAUCAGGAUUUUGUUCAAGGAUAAGGAGAGGAACUGGGAGGAAAUUGAGAGUAAACUGAGGUCAGAAAGUGACAUACCACUCCUCAAAACAUCUAACAAGGAAAUUUCCUCGAUCCUGCUUGAACUGAAGCGAGUGGAGAAACAGCUCCAAGUGAUCAACGUUAUGGUGGACCCAGAUGGGACUCUGGACGCCUUGGCCAGCCUCGGCCUGACCAGCCCCACGACCCCAACCAAGCCCCAAAACGCCAAAACGUCCCCCCCCUCCGCCAACAACCCUGGGUCGGCACACCCAGCCAAAGAGUCCCUGCCGGAGAUCCUGCCUGGGCCCGGCGGCCCGGCAGCCUCCUCCAGGAUUCAGACCUCGUCUGCCGGCACAGAGAAGUGCACACCAGACCCCAGUGUGGGUCUGGCUCUAGCAGGGGUGGGGGGGCUGCCCUUCAGCCGCAUCAGGCCGAGCGGAGAGGAGGCCAUUGCACAGAAAUAAACAUGAAAGCGGUGGGAAUAAACGGAGUGUGCUUUGGAGUGCAGCCGGCCGCUCAGUAACGCAAGCGUUGAAACAAAAACUGUCAUUGGUCAAACAGCAGGCCGUUCUGCUGGUUAUUUCAUUGUAGGACUUCAGUCAAAACACGAUAUGGAAAUCCAUAGCCCGGCCAGAAAUAAGGUGCUUAAAUCGACCAUUUAGAUGCACUCUCUGAUCAUCAGCGAAUGAAGCACAGACAGACACUCGAGCAGAAAACGACCCAUGAAGGAUCUGAACCGACUGACAACAGCAUCUCAUCCUCCAACUGACCAGCCCGACACGCCUCUGUUUAGCUGUCCACUCUCCCCUGCUCCCCUUGCCUUCUACGUGUGUUUGGACCCUUCCUCCACUAAGGACCUGCCUUAAAACACAUCCACAGUUGUAGCAUCACGACCCCCCUGUCCCUCAAAUGAUAUUGAAAAACAUUUUGAAAGACUUUAACGCAGCUUUUUCAGACAAACUGAAUGCAUUGUAAAAUAAGAUUUUCUCCACAUGCUUUAUUUACACAGAAAUGGAAUACAACAGACCAAUUAUUUAAAGGCUCCAGUUCAGCAGCCUCAGAUAACAUCCCAGGCAAACCCCACGCGCAAGUACACGAGUUUUAAAGCGUCAGCAUUAAAUCUACGUCUAUAGUUUAGAAUGGUAACCGUCCACUGAGCCAAACUGGUUUUAAUGCCUCUCAACCGUUGAGCCCACCUGUUUCCAGCUUCACCUGGAACUGGAAAGACCGUCGCUAUAGUAGCAUUUACUGGAAACAUGUCCUCCCUGGUCCCUGUGCAGCUUAUUUAUAUGAAAUUAUAGUUUUACUCAGCAGAAGCAGCCUUUUGGAAACAAAUUAUUCAAAACAACAACCAAAGUUUACAAGUGUCUCAAUGCAAUAGCAGAGCGAUUUUAAAAUGAAUCCUGUAACGUAAACAUCUAUUGUAACUCAUCCUAUUCCUCCUUUUUUCAGUCAAAAAACCUUUGAUUCAAACUGUUUAUUAUUAUUAAAUGCUUUUUCAAUCAUCAAGGACGGGGGGGAGCAUGCUGGGACCUCGUCCCUCAGCUUUUUUUUCUUGUCUUUAGCUGAAUUUCUUUUCUAAUCGGCUUUUUUUUCUUUUUUUUUUCGAGUCAAAAUAUUCGA